CUGUGGGCCGCCACCUGUGCCGCCUACGUCGCCGCCGUGUGCUGGCUGCUCAACGCCCGCGACCACACCCACCACAGCUCCGCCGGCUCCAAGGGCUGGAUGAUGGGCCAGGAGACCGAGGACGAGAAGUGGCUGUUCCUAGGCGGCAUAGGCAUGAGCUCGCGCCACUGCCACCACACGACGCUCCCGGCGCUGUCGCGGCUGUUCAGCCGGCCCAUGACGUGCAUCUGCAUGCCGACGUACGGGCUGCCGCUGGACCUGGCGGCGGUGAUGCUGCAGCGGUGCCUGGCGGUGCCGAGCGCGGCGCGGCGCACGCUGUACGCGCAGCUGCGCAGCGCGGUGCUAGACGACUCGUUGAGCCGGGUCGUGGUGCUGGCGCAGAACCACGGCGCCGUGCUCGCCGCCCAGGCCGUCGCCCAGCUGUGCGCCGACGUGCCCGCCGACAAGCUGCGCAAGCUCGAGGUCUACACGUUUGGCGCCGCCGCCGCCGAGUUCGUCCUGCCGCUGGGAGAGGACAGCAAUAGCAGCGGCAGCAAUGAGCCCGCCCUGCACCACCACCAGCCCGCCGACGCCAAGCUGCUGCACGAGCGCCGCGGCGUCCACGUCGAGCACUUCGCCCUCGUCGCCGACCCGUUCGCCCAGAUGGGCGUGCUGCAGAGCGUGCGCAUGAACAUGGAGGGCCGGUUCUGUGGCGGCGUCUUUAUCGUCAACGACGUCGUGUCACCAUCGACAUCGACAUCGACAACAACAGCAGCAGGAGCGACACCGCAAAAACAACCCGGCCCCGCUGGCAACGCCAUGAAGGGGAUGAUGAUGGAGGACUACAUGCUGGCGCUGUUCCCGGGGCAGAUGGCGAUGUUGGCAGCGGCUGGGGCGGGAGGUAAAGGAGCAGGGGCGGCGGUGGCGGGGCGGCGCAGCGUGCUGGACAGCGUCAUGACCAUCGACCGGGACUGCGCCGAGAAGCGCGAGAUCGCAGCCAUCACCAACUACUACGCGGCGUCGCGCAAGAGGAAGGACGGUGCCAGCAGCAAUGGCAACAACGGCAAGCGGCUGAGCUGGACGGGCCUCGCGGCGACGACGGCCGGCCAGCACAAGAACGGCGUCAGCGCCGGCAUGGAGGGCCUCGAGAUGGCGCGCAAGGGCUGCAAGAAUUGCGACGGCCACAAGGGCCGCGAUGUCAGCUGGCUGGUGCGCUACGCCUGCGCCGACCCCAUGGACCCCAUGGCCAUGCACGACGCCAAGCAGGUUCCUUACAACUAUGCUAUGGGUAUGGGUAUGAUAGGGCGGCUGUAGUAGCCCGCUAUUGUCCCUUUUGUGUUUUUAUUAUAUCUCUCGAUAUGCCUACCUACCUGUUUAAUUUCUAAUCGUGUGGGAAGGAAAAAGGGGUCUAUAAUUGGCCUUCUGUGGUAUUAUUAUGUGUUGACAAGGAAAAGUUGUAUCACAAGCUUUCUCUUCUACUCUGUUUUUAAUCGAAU
Messenger RNA from Lasiosphaeria miniovina, 1475 nucleotides. RefSeq lists its product as uncharacterized. The record is from RefSeq and is a predicted model, not a curated record. The transcript has 2 exons. Bases 100 to 1293 code for a protein of 397 amino acids. Lineage: Eukaryota; Fungi; Ascomycota; Sordariomycetes; Sordariales; Lasiosphaeriaceae.